Molecule: messenger RNA, 1714 nt
Organism: Melanaphis sacchari
Lineage: Eukaryota; Metazoa; Arthropoda; Insecta; Hemiptera; Aphididae
Product: legumain-like
Biological process (GO): vacuolar protein processing
Molecular function (GO): cysteine-type endopeptidase activity
Source: RefSeq, a predicted model, not a curated record
AUGUAUAAUAAAUAGUUGUAACAAGAAGUAAUAGUAAUAGCAUAGGAAUUAACUGUUAUAAGUUAUUCAUUUUCUGGUCAUUUAAGAACAUUUUGCACUUCUUUAACAAAAAUGUUGAAAAAUAAUCUGUUUCUAAAAAAAGGUGAAUGGAUUUACUGUUUAUUAAGUGUACUGUGUGUGCUAGCAAUAUUUGCUAUAGUAAAGGUAAUUAUUGUUGGUCCAAAUGAAUUUAUUGAUGAAUGUCUGGAACUUUUUGGUGGUGGCACAAAAGAAACUUGGGUGUUCCUGGUUGCUGGAUCAAAAGGCUGGGAUAAUUAUAGACAUCAGGCUGAUGUUUCACAUGCAUAUCAAACAUUGUUGAAUAAUGGUAUACCAGUUAAUCGUAUAAUUGUAAUGAUGACAGAUGAUGUAGCCUUCAAUAUUAAAAACCCAUAUCAAGGUGAAUUAUUUAAUCAUCCUAAUGGCUCAGACGUUUAUCAAGGCGUACAAGUUGACUAUAAAGGUGAGAAUGUAAGCAGUGAACAUUUUUUGAAUAUUUUAAAUGGAAAUAAGACAGCUAUGAUAAACUUUGGAUCAGGUCGUGUAAUUGAAAGUAAACAUAGAGAUAAUAUUUUUGUGUACUUUGUUGGUCAUGGAACAACUGGCAUAUUAGCAUUUCCAGAAACUUACUUAUAUGCUGAUGAACUAAACAAUGCAUUACAAUCAAUGUACAUUGAUCAUAAAUUUUAUAGUAUGCUCUUGUAUAUAGAAUCAUGUAGAGCAGGUUCUUUAUUUGAUGGCAUAUUAAGUGAAUCUAACAAUAUAUUUGCUGUAACUGCUGCUGGACCUAGAGAAAGUUCAUGGUCAAUAUAUUGCAUUGGAGAAAAUGAAAUACCUGAUGUUUGCUUAGGUGAUGAAUUCAGUUGUACAUGGAUUGAAGAUCAAGCAAAUUUCGGUAAAUUAUAUCCAUUACAAGUGAAUGAAUUAGUUGAAAAAAGAACAGUUCUCAAUCAUUUUAAUUAUAUCAGAAAUUCAGUUAAACUAAGUAAUGUGAUGCCCUAUGGAGACUUUAGUGUCGGCCAAAAUAAAUUAUCAGCAUAUAUUGGCAAAUCACCCGAAGUAUUUUCAAAAUAUCCUAAUCAUAAAAGUGGUGUUUUAUCAUUUAAUAAACCUAAUAAUACAAUUAAGUCAAGUUUUAGAUUUUUUAAAAAUAAUACACCCAAACCAUAUCAGAUAAAAGAACUAUAUAAUGGAAAAAAUAAUACUAUGAAACAAAGCACCAUUUACAAUAGUAUCAUGAGAAAAAUUAUGGACAGAGUAUUCAAUACAAUUCUGCAAAAUGUUAUGAAACAAUUACCACAAUUUAUUGGACAUGUUGAUGAGCUUAAAGAAUUUCCUAGUAAUUUACCAUUAAAUGUAUUUCCAUGUUACAGACAAACUUUGGAUUGCAUUACAACAAACUGUUUUUCCUUACCCAAGAAUAUAUACUCACUUAAUGAAGUGCACGUAUUUUUCAAUCUAUGUACAAAAGUUAUAGAGAAUGAAUGGAAAUCCAAAGAAUUUUAUGCUAUGUUUGAACAAGUUGUGCAUAAUAUCUGCUCAAAAAAUGCAUCAAUGUUUUCAAAUUUACUUAAAAUAAUUGAUAUUUAUUAAAAUUGUUUUUGUCAAAACUUAAUAUUAAACCAUAAUACAUUGAGAUAGUAUGAGAAUUAGAUUUUUAUUUUAAAUGUACACA